UGGGUACGAGUGCAUCCCGUGAAUGCAAAUAUAGAAAGCUACUCCCUGCCUUCUGCAUCAUAAGAAGAGGCGUGUAUUCGACGCAUUACAGCUGCCUUAUUAUUGAAAAAUCUCCUGUUUUGAUGUGACUUGUAUCAGAGAACCUCAAAGAAUAGUUAAGAUCAUUUUCAAGGGGGCUAUAUCGGUCAACAUGGAUCUCAAGCCAAUGUUCCUUCCCAUUUUACUGAGUGUGGCCCUGGGUCCAUCUCUCACAGAAUCAGCUUGCUCUGCUAGACUUGAUGAUAAAGUUCUGGGAUACAUUUUCUCGCCGACAAACAAAAAUACACCCUUGAUGAGUACUUCAGCUUUGGACACAUCGCAUGGAGAUUACCCUGACAACUCUGACUGCACCUACACCAUCAGAACUCCACCUGGCACUAUCGUGAAGUUAUCCUGGAUAACAUUUGAUGUCAAAGGUUACAUGCCAACAUGCUGGCCAAAGGAUUAUGUGGAAAUCUUUGUCGGCUGUGAUAAAAAGACUAUUGGGAAAUACUGUGACUCAAACAGUGGCUCGCCCUUCGAUAUGUACUCUGCAGAUAACUGCAUGGAAAUCAAAUUUUACUCUGAUGGAUCAGAUCAUGGGACUGGAUUUAUGGCAAAGUUUGAAGCUUUUAAUGCCAAGCAAGCACUUCUCAGUUCAAGCACAACUAGGUGUUCUUUGAGCAAGUAUGGCUCGUCAGGCCUAUCAACUUUAAAAGGCACAAUAGCAACCACUAACUGGCCUUUACCUUAUCCCGUCACGGGAGAUAGCUGCUACUGGCGUUUUGGAUCAAGCGCAUCCUCCAAGGGCUACAAGAUUGCUAUCAUGGAUUUCGAUACACAAUACGACUUUGGUUGUGAUGAUACAAAGGUUAAGAUUAAAGGUGAUAAUUCCUACACAAAUUAUGAUAAGGCUGAUUAUACCAUCAAAGACAGCAUGUGCGGAUCAAAGUCACCAACAUCCUUUACAACCACUCAAAAAUAUGUAUACAUCAGGUUCAAAUCUGAUUAUUCAAAUAUUGGAAAGCGUGGCUUUGUUAUUGGAUAUGUCCAGUAUGAGCAAAGUAUUCAUGACACUGCUACUCAGAUAACUGGUGUGGUGGUUGGAGUGAUCAUUGCUAUUAUUGUCGUUGGAUGUCUGGUCUUCUUCUGUGUUAUCCGUCGUCGUAGACUUGCCCGUGGCAGACCUCCCCCUGUAGCAGUUCAGCAAGGACAGCCGCUUGUUGUCCCACCACCCGGGUCAUACCCCACCCAGCCUCAGACUGGAUAUCCUGCCCAGGGUGGCUACCCUAUGCAGCCGCAAGGACAGAUGCCACCUCCCCCCUCUUAUGGUCAAGCCACUGCUGGUCAGUACCCACAGCCAGGUGGAUACUAUCCCCCACCAGGAGAGCAACCUUACCCACCUCCAGGGGUUCAGCCCUACCCCCCGCCUGGUGGCCAUCCUUACCCCCCACCCCAAGGGGGUCCUGCACCAUACCCUGGGGGGUCACCGUACCCACCUCCUGGCGGGAAUGCCCCGCCCUAUUCUGCUCCAGACCAGCAAGCUGUGCCCUACCCCACCAAGGACCAGCCGCCCUACCCCACCCAGUGAGGGCUGCAGUAUUCCAGGCUUGGUGACAGAAAAUUGAGAUACUGUACUGUAAGCUGCACACAGAAGUAUUUUAAGGUCUCUGUUCUGGAGCUUUCUAUAUGAACUUUCACAUAAUAGCUAAGAAGGUCUCUGUUCUAGAGCUUUCUAGAACACCUUAAGAUUAGACGUGAACUUUCACAUAAUAGCUAAGAAGGUCUCUGUUCUAUAGCUUUCUUGAACACCUUGAGAUUAGACACUUUCUCCCCACUAAUGCUUAUAUUUUGACCGUUCACACUUUGCUUACAAGCAACUGCAAGCCUAGUGAAUCUUAGCUUUUGUGUUUUUGUCUAAUGUAAUGAAUCUUAGCUUUUGUGUUUUUGUCUAAUGUAAUAAAUCUUAGCUUUCGUGUACCAGAAAUGAAAAAAAAUAUUGUUUUUCUAUUUCUUUUAUUAUAGUAUUUAUUCACUGUAUCAUUUUUGACUUUAUUGUAUCAUUGAAAAUUAGGCACUGCUUAGUUAGAAUUUCUUAUAAUGAAUUUAGAAAGAAAUAUUAGCGAUUACAGCGUAUUUACCAAUUUUUUUCAAGGCAAGUAAUUAAGGCCAUUCGUGGCCGAAAUUUACCCUUGAGUAGUUCAAAACAGUGUCCGUCUGAACAUUGUAUCAUUGUAACAGAACAAAAUGUGUUCCUCCAUCGUGGCAUUCUGGUUGUGUUGUGAUGUAUUUGAUAUGCCAAAGGUUUGUGCUUAUACCGUAAACCAAUGUACGCAUUUUAUUUUGAUAAUGUUGGCACUUUUGUUUGUACCAUAAAAUAACGAACUUUGGAUUUCGAAGUUAUCUGUCGUAAAUGUUCUCUUAGGGCACGUUUUUUUCCUAUCAUUUUGGAAUGGAAUUGUUGGUAGAGAAUGUUCAGAAUGGCAUUCGAGUCGCUCAGCUACAGGUAGCAGAAUGGGUGGAAUGGCCUUCAUUCCAUUCCGGAAUGGGAACGCCGGAUAAACGAACGCGCGUUUUUUCUAUUCUAAUCAUUCUCAUUCCGGAAUCACGAGUAAAAAACGCGCCCUUAGUUAGAUGGGCCUAGUGCACCCCCAAAAGUUGGGGAAGUGGAAGGGACUGAACUCUCCCAAGCACUUCCAAAAACUUGUAAGAUUUCAGUAUGGGUGGGGGGUGGGGUGGGGGGGCACCAUCCCCCAACACUUCCCUCUUUAUCUUAAAGAAUGUCAAUCAACCAAUUCUUUGUUAUUAUUUAUAAUUGAAAAUACAACGGUUUAUUCGCAAGAAUAAAGGAUGAAGUCUGAUAUGUAAUUGACGAUAUUUGAAUGAAAAAAAAUAUCUUUUUUACUUGCUUGAUUUAGCCGAUGGAAAUGGAUUCUUUGAGUCACUCAGCAUUGACCGAGAGUGUAAAAUGGUGGCGUGAUUGGCCUUUAACAUCACCGAACUCAAUAAAGUAUGUUCAGGAUUGUUAGUAGCAACGUACUAUGGACUUUAUGCUUUAUCAGCAAGAUAUUAUUGAAUUACCAGAGAGCAAUGAAAGAUAUUAAGGAUAGGAAGAAUAGGAGUUUGUAAAUAAAUGAGAAUUGAGAAUAUAAUAUAACCGCACAUCGUUCUGUUAGUAUACACCUAGUAAAAAGCAUUUAUACUCUUAAAACCAUGUGAUGUAAUUCGCCGUGCUUCAUGGAUAUCCAAUAGACAUACAAUGGUACCCCUACGGGAGAAGUUUAUGUUUUGUCCAUGAUGCAACGGGCUACAAAAUGCAAGUAUCUGUAACAAAAACGUUGAUCUUGAUAAAGAAAUGGAGAUCUCA
This is a messenger RNA of Nematostella vectensis (starlet sea anemone), 3385 nucleotides long. Its product is annotated as cubilin. The coding region runs from base 191 to 1609 and encodes 472 amino acids. The record is from RefSeq and is a predicted model, not a curated record. The transcript has 9 exons. Gene Ontology annotation, molecular function: serine-type endopeptidase activity. Lineage: Eukaryota; Metazoa; Cnidaria; Anthozoa; Actiniaria; Edwardsiidae.